UAUGUUAUGUUAAUGAGACUGUAGGGAUCUGGCAAGCACACAGAACACUGUGUUCAGCUGCCGUAGAUCACUCACAGCAAGUGGGCUUCACUUAAGUCUCGCAGUGCGGUGCACUCUCCUGAAAAGGUGUCCUUUCUCAAGGAUUAGCUUUUUUAUAAACUCUGAAUUGCUCUUUCAUCCCGGCUUCAACCUCCGACCCGGGAUAUAUAGUUGUCAUCGCACGUACGUAGAUAGUAUUUCCCCCUCACAAGAUGGCUGACGCAGUGUUUUUACCGAAUGAUAACCAUGUAUCGUCCUUUGAAAUGCCAACCCAUGAUGUGAAUGGAGCUGGGAAUGAACAGGAAUUGAUACAAAAUGGGGGCAUGGUUUCAAACGGACAUUCAUACACAGUGGAUGAUGUUAAGCGAGUUGUGAAUUCUGGUCUAAGCUUAGAUAGAAUGGUUAUUGAAUCGCAGGGAGAACCUGACGCAGCUCCCUGUGAGGCCUUUAACCCUGAUUCUAUCCACAAAGAGCCCCAAGCUGCUGCAAAAAGAUCCCCCUCCCCACAGAUACCACCUCCUUCCCCAAGAUCAGAGCAGGAGGCAUCCCCACGGCAGAGCCCAUCCCCAUCCCCAGGUAAAGGAACACCCACCAAGAUUCCAUCUCUAAGGCAGAGGCCAAGAUCAGUCGGAUCUUAUGACGAUGUUGUGAGGAGACCACAAUCUCCAAGAAAGCAGUCUCCGAGACCCAACUCUUGUGUGCUGAAGUCGACUUCACCAAGAAUCAACAGUAGACAGGAGAAUUACAUACCAGGCGGUGGAAACGUCAAAAUUGCUACAGUCAAGUCAGACAUGUCUGGUGUCAAGUCUCGUACAGUCAGCCACACAGGGCACAAACCAGGAGGCGGUAAUGUCAAGAUAUUUGACAAGAAGGUGGAUUAUUCUCAUGUCAAAGCUAGGAGUGACAUCGGCAGUGGGAAGGCAACCAGCCCAAGCCCUAGGAAGUCAGCAUCCUCGGAGCCUACAUCUCCUCGUGCUAAGACGAUGUCCACUCCUAUUCCAAACACCAAGAAUGUCCAGUCUAAGAUCGGCUCCAAGGACAACUUGAAGCACACACCAGGCGGAGGAAAGGUGAAGAUUCAGACGGAGAAAGUAGAUUUCACCACCGUACAGUCAAGAUGUGGCUCCUUAAACAACACCAAGCACAAGCCAGGUGGCGGAAAUGUCAAGAUUCUGGAUGAAAAGGUGGAGUUCACCUCCAAAGUCCAGAGCAAAGUGGGAUCUCUGGACAAUGCAACUCACACCCCUGCUGGGGGUAAUGUCAAGAUUGAAUCGAAGAAGUUGGAUUUUAGCAAAACAUCAUCGAAGGUCGGAUCAAAAGAUAAUCUGAAACAUCAGCCUCAGGGCGGAAACAAAAAGAUUAUAAAUGAAAAGAUUGAGUUUAAAGCAGAAUCAAAGAUCGGAUCGAAGGAUAAUAUCAAACACCAGGCUGGAGGUGGGAAGGUUAAGAUCCUUAAUGAGAAGGUUGACUUCACUGCUAAGGCUGCGUCUAAAGUUGGCUCCAAGGAUAACAUCGAGCAUAAACCAGGAGGGGGAAAUGUCCAGAUCAUGGAUGAGAAGCUAGUGUUUAAGGACACCGCCUCUCCACGGACUGAUACAGGUGUAAAGGAACCCAGGUCACCGGGCGGGUCACUCUCGAGGUCAUCUCGAGGCUCCAGGUCAUCUGUGGGGUCACAGGAGGGCAAGACUGAAUGAAUCACGGCCACAAAGGAAUCAAAGAGGUGAAUUCUCUCUCAUCACUAUCCCAGAGCCAUUGUCACCCAUUUGGGAUAUAAUAAAUACCCAGAUUGAGACCCUUGUAUCCCAAGGAGGGUAUCAAUGUACCCCAAUCGAGGAAACCUUUGGGCUACUAACAAAACCUCAUCCUUCUAUAUAGUUUGAUGUUUAAAGAUAAGUCAAUUGUUAGCCUUUAAGUAUGGAGAAAUACAUUUUAGCUGUUUAAGACAGAGUUAUUGUGUAUCUUAGGAUAUCACCAUGAAGUGUUCAGGGCCUUCAUACAUGAAACAGUUGUAGGAUCUUGAGCCACAAUGUACACCCAGUGGAUCGGAGACCAAGUUAUCGGCCAUGGCCGUUGUUUUCCCAGGGCAUGGCGAGUCACUGACUGCACAGCCUGCAAGGUAUUUGAAAUCCCAAAUGGUCUAUAAGUCACAGGUGUUGACUGCUCAAGUUGAGUUGUGUUUUAGUUGACAAGUUGUCCAACUGUAAACAUAAUGAUUUAUCUGAUGAUUUAUCUGUGUCUUUCUGUUCCCAAUUUCAUAGAGCUAGUUUUAAGCAGAAAGGGAGCUAGGCACACUAAGCACAACAAAGGUAUGCUUACUAGAAUAAGUUUACCAUGCAAACUACGUUGUCACAUGUACAAUCUGUAACUUACAUCUGCCUCCAUUGCUUAGCAGCAAAUUAUUAAGCAAUAUUUUGCGUAAAUCAUUGGGCAGCUCUUUGGAAUUGUGCCCUGUUUGAAAAACACCUCCAUCCUAACUUCCCCAAAUCCAUUGAUUCUUUGAGUGUGAUUUUGAUCCUGGUUCACUUGGAAGAAGAAAAAACCAAUUUGUGUUGAUUCCAGUCCUAGGUUUGGAUGUAGAUUCCUGGCAUUCUGUUGGCUUAUAGUGGAUCACUGGAAAUGUGAAUGGAUUCUUGUUAAUGCAUUGUACUUAAAGCCAUUAGACACUUUCUGAACAGAACAAAAAUUAAAAG
Asterias rubens (European starfish) is the source of this 2729-nucleotide messenger RNA. Its product is annotated as microtubule-associated protein 4-like. The record is from RefSeq and is a predicted model, not a curated record. Gene Ontology annotation, molecular function: microtubule binding. The transcript is spliced from 10 exons. NCBI's taxonomy places the organism in Eukaryota, Metazoa, Echinodermata, Asteroidea, Forcipulatida, Asteriidae. Gene Ontology annotation, biological process: microtubule cytoskeleton organization; neuron projection development. Gene Ontology annotation, cellular component: neuron projection. The coding region runs from base 252 to 1733 and encodes 493 amino acids.